AUGACUUCCCACAAUAACAACAACACCACCUCCUCACCACACCAAUCUGGCCUGUCCGCCCUCUGGAGUCACUACAGAGGCUCCCCCUCCCACCUGGACAAUGACGACAGCAGCAGCGCCGUUAUAGUCGACGAUCACGACCACACCAACCACAACCACCUUGCUAUUCCCACCACCGCAGACGACGACACAACGCCCCUCCUCUCCCGCCAAUCUGACUCCAGCCGUCUCUCACUCGUAGGAAGCUACCGCCGCCCCUCGUUCACGUUUGGAAACGCUCGUCCCUCGUUCGUGCCGGGUUCCUCGAUACCAACUGAGUCAGGCUUCCUGAACAGGGCUGAGAUCGCAGACAUGGUGGCCGAAGAGCAGAGCUUGUUGAAGGAUAACCAUAUUGUAUCCCCCCACUAUGGCACGCUAGCAUCGCGGCCGGCGUCGAUGGCGUGUGAGGAACGUGGCGAGGUGCCAAAGUGGGAUGAGGCCGUUGCGAGUGGCAUGGUACACACGACCUUGACGUUCGCGUCGUUAUUCUCAGCAGGCAAUUUGGGCAAGGAUGAGCUGGCGGCGGUGUUGCUGGCCACAAUGACGGCGAAUAUCACAGGGUAUGCAGUAUAUCAAGGAUUGAGUACGUCGUUGGACACACUAUGCGCACAGGCGUAUGGAUCAGGAAAUAAAACUCUCAUUGGUCUGCAUUUGCAGAGAAUGAUUUGUUUUCUUAUGUGUAUAACUGUGCCGGUUAUCAUCAUCUGGCUAUUCUCUGAGGAGAUUCUCACCUUCCUAAUUCCAGAACCUGAGCUGGCCGUGUUGGCUGGAAGGUAUUUGAGAAUUCUCACAAUUGGAGCCCCAGGAUAUGCUUGCUUUGAGGCGGGAAAGAGGUUCGUACAGGCACAAGGUAACUUUACCGCCUCGACCUAUGUGCUCUUGUUCUGUGCUCCCUUCAACGCAAUUAUGAACUAUAUUCUCGUCUGGCACCCCAAAUAUGGCUUUGGCUUCUCUGGUGCUCCGACCGCCGUGGUAAUCACCGAUUGGAUGAUGCCCCUCCUCCUUUUGCUCUAUGUCCGCUUUGUCGAUGGCUACGACUGUUGGGGCGGCUUCACCCGCAAGGCCCUCAUCAACUGGUGGCCAAUGAUCAAGCUAUCUCUCCCGGGUCUCGUCAUCGUCGAAGCCGAGUUCAUCGCCUUCGAGUUGCUCACCCUCCUCGCAUCCUACUUUGACACCGCCCAUCUCGCCGCCCAAUCCGUCCUCGUCACCGCAACAAGCAUCGCUUUCCAGCUCCCCUUUGCCCUCUCAAUUGCCUCCUCCACGCGCGUCGCCAACCUUCUCGGUGCUACCCUCGAAGACGGCGCCAAAACCGCUGCCUACGCCGGCUUUAUCGCAAGCAUCUUCCUCGGCAUAGUCAACCUCCUGUUCAUGAUCUCCGCGCGCGGCUGGUUUGUCCACCUGCUCACGCAGGAUCCCGAGGUCAUUGCAUACGUGGUCAGCGUGAUGCCGGUCACGGCACUUUUUCAGGGCUUUGACGCAAUUGCGUCCAUGGGCGGCGGGAUCCUGCGUGGACAGGGAAGACAGCAUAUCGGCAGCUAUAUCAGCAUUGUUGCGUACUACUUCUUGGCCAUCCCAAUAUCGGUCAUCACGGCGUUCGUGUUUGGGUGGGAGCUGUAUGGCCUGUGGAGCGGUGUUGCGGUUGCGCUGAUUUUUGUGGCAAUUAUUCAGACGACGAUUGUGCUUAGGACGGACUGGAAGAAGGUGGUUAAUGAUGCGGCGGCGAGGAUCGAGGGGGCGUAG
This is a messenger RNA of Morchella sextelata, 1779 nucleotides long. RefSeq lists its product as uncharacterized. The transcript has 5 exons. The coding region runs from base 1 to 1779 and encodes 592 amino acids. Gene Ontology annotation, biological process: xenobiotic detoxification by transmembrane export across the plasma membrane. Gene Ontology annotation, cellular component: membrane. The record is from RefSeq and is a predicted model, not a curated record. Lineage: Eukaryota; Fungi; Ascomycota; Pezizomycetes; Pezizales; Morchellaceae. Gene Ontology annotation, molecular function: antiporter activity; xenobiotic transmembrane transporter activity.